Molecule: messenger RNA, 630 nt
Organism: Laetiporus sulphureus 93-53
Lineage: Eukaryota; Fungi; Basidiomycota; Agaricomycetes; Polyporales; Laetiporaceae
Exons: 4
Coding region: 115-540 (141 amino acids)
Source: RefSeq, a predicted model, not a curated record
UGAAGCUCGAUUAAACCUGAUACACCUCAAAAGGUGCAAGGUUGACGUCGAGUUGUUCGGGCUCUUAACUUUCCUUCAUCCUCCAAGUUUUCACCUUUGACAUGUGCUCCCGCCAUGCACAUCCCGCUUCGCCGAAAUUGUUCUUCUCAGAGCAGAUCCCACAUGACAAGUACUACACACAACUCUCCCAACAUGUCUCAAGUCUACAAUCUAGACAUCGUCGGCGCAUUCUACGGCAACAUGGACGUCACCUCCAAGGUGCGCCAGCUUUACAUCGACGCCGCCACCAGCAAUCCCAACAAUAACUCGUUCUCGAUCACCCCGAGCAACACACUCUUCGGCAAGGACCCCCUCCCAGACUCCUACAAGACCUGCAUCGUCGUCUGGCGCGCCAUGCUCCCGCUCUCCACCAGCGUCACCCCCCUCCGCCGACCCGCUCUACAGUACCUUCCAAGCCUCGGCCGCCGGAGAGAAUAUCGCUCUCACAAUCAACUACGACGGAUCCGCUCUCAACCCGUUUACGCCCACCUACACCUUUGACCGCGUGGCUCAACCGGAACGCAACCUCCACCUUUGUCGCGCAGAUUCCUUUCCCUGCAGGCGUGCUGCCGCUCAUCACCAACCCCCAAC